Dentiscutata heterogama is the source of this 378-nucleotide messenger RNA. Lineage: Eukaryota; Fungi; Glomeromycota; Glomeromycetes; Diversisporales; Gigasporaceae. The record is from the annotation of a GenBank genome assembly.
AUGCAACCAAUUGAACUCCUUGCAAAUAUAAAAACUAGUGGUAAACCCAGUACUGAUGGCACUAUAAACGUUUCUGGUCCUUAUACAUAUUGUGAGCUUAAUGUAGAAUACAAGUGUCUUAAAAACUUUGUAAUUGCAGGGCUUUAUUUUUCUAUUUCCGGUGCUGUACUUUCAGAUAAAGCUAUAAUUAAUCCACUUAUCCCAUUAUAUUCUCUUGCUUGGCAAAAAGAUGAUGAAAUAAAAUUAUCAAUUUCUAAAACAUUUCAUGCUCUAAAGAAAUCUCUUCAACUUCUCGAUCAAUACUAUGCAGAAGUUAAUAAUAAACUAGUUCAAAAAAUCUUCCAAACCUUCAACCCUAAGCAUCCUUUAUUUCCUGAA